AUGUCGCAAGCUCUUCCCGCCGAGGUUUCGGUGCUCAUCCUCGGUGGCACAGCCUAUCUUUCACGCCCGCUGCUCAAAUGGCUGCUCGACUCAGCUCAUGACGCUGAGAGGAACGGCAUCAAGAUCAAACACGUUCGGCUCGCUGAUAAGUUCCACGUCUCGGACGGUAACAGCUCCACCUACUUAGAUCCAGAAACCUGGUCUGCCCUCCAAGAUCCUCGAGUCGAAUAUCGUCAAGUCAACCUUAAUAUCCCUGCCAACCUGCCAGCCGUCUACGAUCACCCUCAGGGCGGCUCGUACGACGUUGUCUUUGAUUUCGCCGGCGAAGGCAUCGGCUUUCAAGAUUUUCCUGAAGAGGUCUUGCUCGAACGAACAGCCAAGACUGCUCGUUCAACCGCAUCUGAGUCGCUUCGCAGAAACGUGAAAGCACACAUCAGAGAUACCUUUGCCUUCCUCACCCUCGAGCCAAAUGCACCCGCCCUCAAAGAGUCGGACGUUAUCAAGCCCAAUUCGCCACGUGCCUACUGGUGGUACGAGGCAGAGCGCGCAGCUGCUAGCGUCGACAAGCUUCCACUGGCCAUCCUACGCUCUGCUGAGGUCGUCGGUCCCUUUGUCUUUUCUGGCUCCCUCCCCUCUCGCUACGCUCUCGGUAAGGUGUACAGCCGCCUGGGAGAGCCACUCAAGUUGCUCUGGGGUCCCGAGCUCCGUAUCCACACGAUCCACAUCGACGACUGGUGCUCCGCCGCCUGGAAGCUCGUCGAAUGGGUGGCCUCGCGAUCGCGUUCCGAAGCCAACCAGCUAGCCGGCGAGAACCUCGUGCCAGUGCGCAUCAAGGACAAGGUUCAGGAUUCGCUGCGAGAAAAAGUGGGGUCCGAAUGCUGUCCUCGCACAGAGACACCGCGAGCGCCCGUCUUCAAUCUGGUUGACGACACGAAUAUGAACCAAGGCAAGCUGCUCGACAUGAUCGGCGAAGCAUUCCAAGUGGAAACUGGCUUUGUCAAUGCUCUGGUCAACACGUACGCGCGACUCAAUCUCUCCGGCGUUGUCAACGAUGUCAACGAAAAGCACGCCAGAGCCAUUGAGGAGAUCACCAAAGAAACCGGCAUCCGAGACUGCCCGCUCUCCGGCUGGAUCGACACCGAUCUGCUCGCCAACCGUUCCCUUGCCUUUGAUAACACCAAGAUUAAGCGCGUGCUCGGAUGGUCUCCCAAGAUUCAGGUCGAUCGUAGCCGUCUCGAUGAGAUCCUCGACAAGCUCAGAGCUUUGAAUCAGUUCCCCAGGCAGUAA
This is a messenger RNA of Sporisorium graminicola, 1287 nucleotides long. RefSeq lists its product as uncharacterized. The coding region runs from base 1 to 1287 and encodes 428 amino acids. Lineage: Eukaryota; Fungi; Basidiomycota; Ustilaginomycetes; Ustilaginales; Ustilaginaceae. The record is from RefSeq and is a predicted model, not a curated record. The transcript has a single exon.